AUGAAGUCAAAUACACCAACACCACCAAACCCCAGCAUACCAUCAUCAAGCAGCCGCAGGUCAAGACUCAUACCAACAUCAUCAAGCAGCAGCAGCACCACCAGCAAGGCCGCAGCCACCACCACCGCCCCCAAAGAAAAACGCCGCUCCGUCCUAGCCUCCCUCAAGGAGUGGGUGAGCACGAGCGAGCCCUCGGCAGAAGCGUGGAAGAAGCACACGCGCGACGCGCACAAGAACGCGGGCGUCUCGCGCAAGGACCCGCGCGCCACGGCAAAGCUGCACCUCCCUGCCGGCCGCAUCCCUGAGGACGCCAUCCGGCCGUCCGGGCGCGGGCCGGACCCCGAGGAGCUGGUGAUGCGCCGCGCCGAGGAGGCGAGGGCCGCGUUUGCGAGCUCGCUGGGGCCGUCCGGGCUGGCGCUGCACAGGCUGGGGUCCAGGACGUCGCAUGCCGGCUCGUCGCACUCGACAGAGUCGUAUGCUAGCACGCUCGGGACGCUGUUUGAUAAGCCUGAGUGA
This is a messenger RNA of Pyricularia oryzae 70-15, 516 nucleotides long. RefSeq lists its product as uncharacterized. The record is from RefSeq and is a predicted model, not a curated record. Bases 1 to 516 code for a protein of 171 amino acids. The transcript has a single exon. Lineage: Eukaryota; Fungi; Ascomycota; Sordariomycetes; Magnaporthales; Pyriculariaceae.